UAGUGUGUGAGAAUGUUGUCGCUUGACGUAUGCGGAUCAUGAGUAGAUUUAAGUCGACUGAAAUUAAACCACGUAACCAGUCGACAUUCGUGCUGUUCUUUUAUGGUAAAUAAGUAAAUAAAUAUAAAGAAGAAUCAUGAGUGACGAGGAUGAAGGUUUUGAUUUGUGUGCUUGCAUGUGGAAUCAUGAUCUAGCAAUGCAGAGACUUUUGUCUAUUUUACGACAAUCACAAGCAUAUUGCACAGAUAAUGAGUGCCUUACUAUGUCACGAUUACCAGACCCAGCAAAUAUUUCAAACGAUAGUCGUUUCAUGAUGGUGUGUUUAUUUGCUAUAUUUGGUAUGUUGUUAUAUGCUCUUAGACCCAAUUCACUUCGACAGUUAGACAGCACAAAAGCUAGAGACAGUGAUCCAGAUUCUGAUGGUGAGCCACCAAUGCCACCGCCCACUAUCAAUUAAGAAUUAAUAUGGCUUGUAGCUGGAUUUCUCAAGUCAUUUAACAUUUUUAACUUGAUAAUAAAAAAAAAAAAAAAAUUGUAA
Molecule: messenger RNA, 538 nt
Organism: Ceratosolen solmsi marchali
Lineage: Eukaryota; Metazoa; Arthropoda; Insecta; Hymenoptera; Agaonidae
Product: small integral membrane protein 14
Exons: 5
Coding region: 137-457 (106 amino acids)
Cellular component (GO): endoplasmic reticulum
Source: RefSeq, a predicted model, not a curated record